AGAAGAGAGGCUCUCUCACUUUCGAUCCAAUCCAUCGCUGGCAUUCUGGAAUGCCAGUGUAGUGCUAACAGGAAAUAGGGUUUUACGAAGCGUUUGGAGACAUGGCGCUCCACCACUCUGCCGCCGCCGCUACUGCUCCCUCGAUGCUUCAGCGAUCGGAGAUGCUCUCGGCGCCCUCGGAGAUUGCCGCUCUUAGAUUCCCGGCGCUCGAUUCGACGAAGAAUCUCCGGAUCGGUCACAGGCAAUGCUCGCCCUCGCCCCGGGCAGUGGCCUCGGCGGCAGCGACGGCAGGUCCCAAGCGCGAGACGGAUCCAAAGAAGCGGGUCGUGAUCACGGGCAUGGGACUGGUGUCCGUGUUUGGCAGCGAUACCGACAAGUACUACGACAAGCUCUUGGAAGGAGUAAGUGGAGUGGCUGCCAUCGAUCGGUUCGAUGCCUCACAAUUCCCUACCAAGUUCGCGGCACAAAUCCGGGAUUUCUCGGCCAAAGGCUACAUCGAUGGCAAGAAUGACCGCCGCCUGGACGAUUGUCUUAGAUACGGCAUUGUUGGUGGCAAGAAGGCCCUCGAGCACGCUGGACUAGGAGGGGAAAACCUGGAUAAGGUUGACAAGCAACGAGUUGGUGUUCUAGUCGGUUCCGGAAUGGGAGGACUCAGUGUCUUCUCGGAUGGUGUUCAGUCACUGAUCGAGAGGGGCUACAGGAAGAUCACUCCAUUUUUCAUUCCUUACUCGAUUACCAACAUGGCUUCUGCGAUGCUGGCUAUCGAGCUGGGACUUAUGGGGCCGAACUAUUCCAUUUCGACGGCUUGUGCUACCUCGAACUACUGCUUCUAUGCUGCCGGGAACUCAAUCCGAAGAGGCGAGGCCGAUAUCAUGAUUGCCGGAGGCACCGAGGCAGCCAUUAUUCCAGUUGGUCUUGGCGGAUUCGUAGCUUGCAGAGCUCUCUCUCAAAGGAACGACGAGCCUCAAACCGCGUCCCGGCCGUGGGACAAAGGUCGUGAAGGAUUUGUCAUGGGUGAAGGCGCGGGCGUCCUGGUAAUGGAAAGCCUUGAACACGCAAAGAAGCGAGGCGCUCAUAUUUUUGCGGAGUACUUGGGCGGUGCAGUGACUUGUGAUGCGCACCACAUGACCGAUCCUCGUGCCGACGGACUGGGAGUGUCGACUUGCAUAGAGAAAAGUCUUGAAGACGCCGGAGUGUCUCCAGAGGAGGUGAACUACAUCAAUGCUCACGCGACGUCGACGGUGGUCGGUGAUCUCGCGGAGAUUAAUGCCAUCAAAAAGGUGUUUAGCGAAUCCAGCGACAUCAAGAUCAACGCAACAAAGGUAUGGAGUUUACAGCUUGAUUGCGUUCUAACAUCUCAUGAAAAACAGUCUAUGAUUGGACACUGUCUUGGUGCUGCUGGAGGUAUGGAAGCAAUAGCAGUGAUCAAAGCGAUCACUACUGGCUGGCUCCACCCAACAAUCAACCAGUUUGAUCCCGAGCCAUCUGUAAACUUCGAUAGAGUAGCGAACGUAAAAAAGCAGCACGAAGUGAAUGUUGCCAUCUCGAAUUCGUUUGGGUUUGGAGGGCACAACUCCGUCGUGGUGUUCGCGCCAUACAACCCAUGAAAAGGAUGGAUUUAAAGAGGCUAUUACCUCUGAGAAUUUUUUGGGAACUUUUAUUUUUAUAGAGGUAAAAAUAAAAUUACUUUUAAAA
Selaginella moellendorffii is the source of this 1695-nucleotide messenger RNA. Its product is annotated as 3-oxoacyl-[acyl-carrier-protein] synthase I, chloroplastic. Gene Ontology annotation, molecular function: 3-oxoacyl-[acyl-carrier-protein] synthase activity. Bases 102 to 1607 code for a protein of 501 amino acids. The transcript has 7 exons. Gene Ontology annotation, biological process: fatty acid biosynthetic process. NCBI's taxonomy places the organism in Eukaryota, Viridiplantae, Streptophyta, Lycopodiopsida, Selaginellales, Selaginellaceae. The record is from RefSeq and is a predicted model, not a curated record.